GGGCAUGUGCCUUUUCUUUUAUCGCCAGAUCCUGGCCCUUGGUGUAGGGUAUUGGGGUUGGGAGGACCACCACGCGCUACCCUCACAUCUCAGCCCCAUUCUCCCCGUCGGAGGUACAGUAGACGUGCGGCCCUAGCUCUAUCCUGCGUUGGUUUAGCUUCUAUUUUAUCACCUUGAAGAUGGAGCUGAAUACUUGAGAGAAGAUGUGGAUCAAGGCACUCAGAAAUCUUCAUCUGAAAUAUUGGCACAGAGAAACUAUAUACUUUUUUACGUUUUGGAGAUACAUGAUGGAAAGAAACAUAGCGUCAAAUCAGACUGAGACACUUCUGAAGAGAAUACAAGAACUGGAGAGAGAGGUACAGAGGCUACAACAGGAACAGGCUGACAAUAAGAAGAGCCCAAACAUCAAAGGAGAAAGUUCCACUGAAGCUGGGAAACCAAAGAAACGGCAGCAUCAACAGCGUGCUUUUAAUUUCAGUGCGUAUGGCCAAAGACAUGUAGCUUUAAGGGUAGCUUAUUUGGGCUGGGGAUACCAGGGUUUUGCCAGUCAAGAAAACACAAACAACACCAUUGAGGAAAAACUGUUUGAGGCACUAACCAAGACUCGGCUAGUAGAAAGCAGACAGACAUCUAACUACCACCGAUGUGGGAGAACAGACAAAGGAGUCAGUGCUUUUGGACAGGUGAUUUCCCUUAACCUUCGCUCCCAACUCCCGGGGAGCAAGAAUCCAGAAGAUCAAAGUUUGAAAGACAGUAUCAAUGAUGCUGCUGAAGAGAUUCGUUAUACCCAUAUUCUUAAUCGGGUGCUCCCUCCAGACAUCCGGGUGCUGGCUUGGGCCCCUGUAGAACCCAGCUUUAGUGCCCGGUUCAGCUGCCUUGAACGGACUUACCGCUACUUUUUCCCCUGUGCUGAUUUAGAUAUUGAAGCCAUGAAUGAUGCAGCCCAAAAAUAUGUUGGCACUCAUGAUUUCCGGAACUUAUGUAAAAUGGACGUGGCCAAUGGUGUGAUAAAUUUCCAGAGGACUAUCCUGUCUGCUAAAGUGCAACUAGUGGCCUUGCGGGGUCCAGGGGAGAAAUUUCAACAGCAGGAACCAUUCCAGUUAUGUCAAUUUGAAGUGACUGGGCAGGCAUUUCUUUACCAUCAAGUACGGUGUAUGAUGGCCAUUCUCCUUCUUAUUGGCCAGAGGAUGGAGAAACCAGAGAUCAUUGAUGAACUGCUGAAUAUAGAGAAAAAUCCCCAAAAACCACAGUACAGCAUGGCAGUGGAAUUUCCUCUAGUUCUAUAUGAUUGUAAAUUUGAGAACAUCAAAUGGAUCUAUGAUCGGGAGGUCCAGGAGUUUAAUGUUACACACUUGCAGCAAUUGUGGGCUAGUUAUGCAGUUAAAAGUCACAUGUUAUACAGCAUGCUACAAGGACUGGACUCUGCUGCCAUAUGUCCUGGGUCAGGAUCAAAGAUAAAUGAAAUGGUUCAGUGGAGAGAUGUCAAACCUUCUGUCCAGAAGCAGAUUAGUGCCUUUGUAGAGGGAGUGAAAACACGAACCUAUAAGCCAUUAUUGGAUCGUCCUAGAUGUGAAGGUUUAGAGUCCCGGAUCCAGCACUUUGUUAGAAGGGGAAGAAUUAAGCAGCCACAUGUAUGCCAAGAAGAGGAAAUAAAAACCAAAAGGGACUACAGUGAUACUACAGAAGAAGAAAGCAACACCUCAGAAAAACUAACAAAGAAGAUCUGUGUUAAUAGGAAUUAAAAGUGCCACCUUGAUAUUAGGAAAGGCAAUGAAACAUGGAGGGGCAAAUCAGUUUAGAGUAAAGACCAAAAUGAAUUUUUGUUGAAGAGCUACAGAACAAAAACUCUUUAUUAAAGGAAGAGUUUGUUCUCAGAAUUUUACCUGCUGGUUUUCCAUAAGGUUUCAGAUUAAAAACAAAAAACCUUACAGUUUACUGAACUUGCCUGUAUGAAGUUAGUGGUUGAAGAAAGCACAACUUGGACCAAUAGGAACAGGGAUGAGGCAGCAAUAUAAAUGGAAAUAUUUGCCACAGCUAGAGACUUGUGCCUUUGUUUUCAAAUUCAUUAAAGAAAUUUGAUUUAAA
This is a messenger RNA of Trichosurus vulpecula (common brushtail), 2085 nucleotides long. It is a transcript of the gene PUS3, whose product is annotated as pseudouridine synthase 3. NCBI's taxonomy places the organism in Eukaryota, Metazoa, Chordata, Mammalia, Diprotodontia, Phalangeridae. The transcript has 6 exons. Bases 204 to 1742 code for a protein of 512 amino acids. The record is from RefSeq and is a predicted model, not a curated record. Gene Ontology annotation, biological process: mRNA pseudouridine synthesis; tRNA pseudouridine synthesis. Gene Ontology annotation, cellular component: nucleus; cytoplasm. Gene Ontology annotation, molecular function: RNA binding; pseudouridine synthase activity.